CUCUUCCAGAUCCUGACAGACUGGCAAGACAAGAAGGGUGACCGGCGGUUCCUGAAGCUGAGCAAGGAGCAUGAUGUGGGCACUUCUGUCAAACAUGGGAAGCCCAAGAAGCAGAAGCUGGAGGGCAAAGGGGGUCACGGGACAGGGCCUGGCCCUGGUCGGCCCAAAUCCAAGAACCUGCAGCCCAAGAUCCAGGAAUACGAGUUCCCAGAUGAUCCCAUUGAUGUUCCCCGGAUUCCCAAAAAUGAUGCUCCAAACAGGUUCUGGGCCUCGGUGGAGCCGUACUGCGCCGACCUCACCAACGAGGAAGUCAGAGUCCUGGAAGAGCUGCUCAAGCCGCCUGAGGACGAGGCUGAGCAUUACAAGAUCCCGCCUCUGGGGAAGCAUUACUCCCAGCGCUGGGCCCAGGAGGACCUGCUGGAGGAGCAGAAGGACGGAGCCCGGGCAGCAGCUGCUGCUGACAAGAAGAAAGGCAUCCUGGGACCGCUGACUGAGCUGGACACUAAAGAUGUUGAUGCCCUGCUGAAGAAGUCGGAGGCCCAGCACGAGCAGCCUGAGGACGGGUGCCCCUUCGGGCCCUUGACGCAGCGUCUCCUGCAGGCCCUUGUGGAGGAGAACAUCAUCUCCCCCGUCGAGGACUCCCCGAUUCCUGAAAUUGCUAGCAAGGACUCGGGAGCCGACGGCGCUGGCACUUCCCCCCGCAGCCAGAACAAGCCCUUCAGGCUGGCCAAGGAGGAGUUGCACCGCCAGGAGCUGCGGCAGCGCGUCCGCAUGGCCGACAACGAGGUGAUGGAUGCCUUCCGCAAGAUCAUGGCCGCCCGGCAGAAGAAGCGCACCCCCACCAAGAAGGAGAAGGACCAGGCCUGGAAGACCCUGAAGGAGCGCGAGAGCAUCCUCAAGCUGCUGGAUGGUUAGCGGACGGGGAGCUGAGGACUGGGCUGCAAGCUGCUCGCACCCCCCUGUUUUGCAGACUGUAGCUGAGCUGCCCCAGCAGCCAGGGCAGGGGAAAGUGGGGACGAGGAGGGUCCUGCCCACGGGCCUGGUGUGGUGGCAGUGCCCCGUCACAUGCAGGGUGUUGGCACGGCUGUGCUUUGCCUAGGAUGACCCCGUGGGCUUGGCACGGCGGGGGGGAGCCCCCCCCC
This is a messenger RNA of Struthio camelus australis, 1142 nucleotides long. NCBI's taxonomy places the organism in Eukaryota, Metazoa, Chordata, Aves, Struthioniformes, Struthionidae. The record is from RefSeq and is a predicted model, not a curated record.